AUGAGUGUUUUUAUGCUCCCUAAGAGUGUUACUAAGGAGAUAGAUCGUUUAUGUAGAAAUUUUCUUUGGGGAGUUAAGGAAGGCAAUGUUAACCGCAAUAAAUUACACUUCACUGCUUGGAGUCAAGUUUGUCUUCCGAAGUGUAUGGGUGGUCUUGGCUUUAAGAAGGGCAGUUCUUGGAACACUAUUCUCCUAGCUAAGUUUGUUUGGGCUGUUUCUAGUAAGCAAGACAUUCUUUGGGUAAAAUGGGUCGACUCAAUCUAUCUAAAGGGUCAAGAUUUCUGGUCUUAUUCUAUUCCUCAAGAUGUUAGUUGGUAUUGGAGGAGACUAGUGAAAUUGAGGUCAAUCUUCUCUGAUAUCAGCUUAGCUGCGGCUGUGAAGGGUGAUAAACUCUGCUUGAAGUUGCUGUAUUACAGUUUACUAAACAGGGAAAGAGUUGAAUUUGCUGAUGUGGUUUGGUGCUCUAUGGCAGUCCCGAAGCAUAGAUUCAUCCUGUGGCAAGCUUCUCUCGGCCAUCUUCUUACUCGGGAUAAGUUGCAUCAAUGUAACUUGGAGCUGCCUUCUUUACUGUGUCCUGUUUGUGAAUUGGAGCAGGAAUCUCAUGCCCACUUGUUUUUUGCUUGUCCCUUUUCACAACAGCUCAGGGCUCAUUUGUUGGAUUGGUUGGGUAGGGAUAUCUGGCCGAUUACUUAUGCUAACUGGUGUACCUGGAUGUGUGGGAAGCUGAAAAGUCUGAAGUAUCAGGUGUUGGCUGCUGCAUUGGCAGCUGCUGUGUACAUGGUUUGGAGAAAUAGGAACCUCUGUGUGUUUGAGUUGAGAUCUUUGGCUAUUGGUCCUGUAAUUCAAUUGAUUAAGUCCAGUAUUAGAUCUAGACUAGCCAGGCUGAAAGUUAGGACCUGUGAGGUGGUAUUCUUAGAGGCUAUUACUCAGAUGUAA
This is a messenger RNA of Humulus lupulus (European hop), 936 nucleotides long. RefSeq lists its product as uncharacterized. Bases 1 to 936 code for a protein of 311 amino acids. The record is from RefSeq and is a predicted model, not a curated record. The transcript has a single exon. NCBI's taxonomy places the organism in Eukaryota, Viridiplantae, Streptophyta, Magnoliopsida, Rosales, Cannabaceae.